This is a messenger RNA of Komagataella phaffii GS115, 2199 nucleotides long. RefSeq lists its product as uncharacterized. Bases 1 to 2199 code for a protein of 732 amino acids. NCBI's taxonomy places the organism in Eukaryota, Fungi, Ascomycota, Pichiomycetes, Pichiales, Pichiaceae. The transcript has a single exon. The record is from RefSeq and is a predicted model, not a curated record.
AUGGCAAUAUUUGGUUCAAGAUUGGUUCGAAAGGACGACAAGAAUGCUUCAGGGUUAGGAGGGCCCUCACCAAGCAAUACAAACUUGCACUCUUCUCCAGUUAAACUGAGCAUAUCGUUGGAAUCACCUCCUGUUGUCUUGUAUGGCCAGCCUCAUGAGAGCACUGGCUCCAUACUGUCGGGUCUCCUAAGUUUGGAUGUGUUAUCAUACACCCAGAUCGCAUCCCCCACCAUGUCAGGCUCUAAUAGUCCGGGAAUUUUGACUCCUGUAAGAUCCACCAGUUCUCUGAACGUCUUAACUCCAACAACUUCGUUGACAAUGUCUCAGGACUACUCUAAACUUGACUCUAUUGAGAUCGUCAACGUCACUUUGUCAUUCGUGCAGACGAUUACCUACGGGAAACCUUUGGCCCCGCCUUCAAACACGUUACAGAAUUGUCCAGAUUGUAAGCAAAAGAAACUAGAAUUGGCAAGAUGGGACAUUUUAGCUCAGCCCACAUCGUUUGCUAAAGGUGCCGUACACGCGUACCCCUUUUCUCAUCUGCUCCCUGGUGCUCUUCCAGCUACAACGCUUCUUGGAAACACUAACACAGUUAUUAAGUAUGAGCUGGUAGCUGAUGCAGAAUAUUUGAAUGCCCGCAAAAAGCCCGAGUACUUGAGGAUUAAACUGCCAAUCAUAAUAAAACGCUCCAUCUUGCGAGGUCCUGAUAGGAAUUCUCUUCGAGUGUUCCCCCCAACGGAUGUCACUGCAACGGCUGUGCUUCCCAAUGUGGUGUAUCCCAAGUCUACUUUUCCUAUUGAGCUUCGAUUGGAUAACGUAUGCACAAAGUAUCGUCGUUGGAGGAUGCGGAAGUUGGUAUGGCGUAUGGAAGAACACAUCAAAGUGCGAGCAGUUUCCUGUGAAAAGCAUGAAACAAAACUAAAAGUACUACAAGAUUAUGCAAACAAACAACAUCAUAGAUUUAAGCGGCCUCACAACACUGGGGGGCAGACUUUCACGCAUCUUUCUGUUGGAACGGCCUCAGGACAUGAUAUAAACACUAAUGGCCCAAUCAAUCCCGUUCGGACCGUUACCACGGAAGAAGAAGUUGCAAUAACUCCCGCCGCUGGUGGAAUAGAUCAUGUUGCACUAACCCAGGAAGCCUUGGCUCAGGAACAAGCAAGAGAGUACGAAUCUCGAUACGGUGGUAGUGCUGCCAAUUCAAACUCCGAGAAUCACAACAAUAAUACAAAUUCUUCAAACACAGAGAACAGUAACAUUCCUAUAGAUCAUUUCAAUGACGAAAGAGGUUCAAACAAGCCAGUUUUAUUUUUGGAAGAGAUCCGUACGAUAUCUCAGGGAGAGAUAAAAAGUGGAUGGAAAUCCGAUUUCUCAGGAAAAGGAGUGGUUGAGUUGGUUGCUGACAUAAACAUAAUGAACCUGAGCAGCAUAGCUUUAGACUCGUCAUUGUCAAAUCUGAGCUCAGUUACGAGUCAAAAUUGUAAUCAGCCGAUGUUCAACCACGACGAUCUUUUCGUGAGUUCUAUGGCCAACUGUUCCUGUGAUCUCUCAGAGAAGGAGCUAGGAGUUUUUGUUAGCCAUUUGCUGGUGGUGGAAAUUGUUGUCGCUGAAGAACUAAUUCAACGAAAGGGAGUUACACAUACUCAUAGAGGUUCAAAUUCUCAAGCAAAGAGCCCUUCUGUGAGAUUUGGAGGUGUCAAUGGUGGAGGAAAUGCUUUUGAGCAGACUCAUUCUAGCGAGCCAGCCGAUGAUACAGAUGAAUUACGUUUUCAAUUAUCUAACAAUUCGGAGCUACCAGUCUCUGAAGUUACGUCUGAGCAAGAUAAUGAUUCAGUGGUGGGCAUAGCUACUGGAGUAGCUCGUGUGCUAAGAAUGCAAUUCAAGGUACUACUCACUGAAAGAUCCGGAUUGGGCGUUUCUUGGGACGACGAAGUGCCGCCAACGUACGAAAACGUCUCUGCGCUUUCACCUCCCACCUACGACCAAGCGCGUAAGCCUGAAGGGCCUAUGACGGGCGAAGAUCUCACUCCACCAACUCACCCAGCAGGUGCACAUACCAGAGAAAGAGAAACACCAUUAAACAGCAGUCCUUCCAUGGUUACUCCAGGAGUUCUCUAUGGGAUAGGAGACACUCCCGGUGUAAGCAUUGACGGCGUCUUGCAAUUGGAUGAUGCAAUCCAGGAGCUCAAGCUAUCUUAG